This is a messenger RNA of Astyanax mexicanus (Mexican tetra), 458 nucleotides long. It is a transcript of the gene defbl2, whose product is annotated as defensin, beta-like 2. The transcript has 3 exons. The record is from RefSeq and is a predicted model, not a curated record. The coding region runs from base 61 to 252 and encodes 63 amino acids. NCBI's taxonomy places the organism in Eukaryota, Metazoa, Chordata, Actinopteri, Characiformes, Acestrorhamphidae.
AUUUAAACUCAGCAUCAGCCCUGAUCACAGCAUUGACUGACAAGUUACAGAGGCCAAACCAUGAGCAGACUGGCUUUGAUCCUGUUUGUCCUCUUAAUGGUUCUGUCAGCUGGAAAUGCUGAGGACACUGAGGCUCAGUACUGGACGUGUGGCUACAGAGGACUCUGCCGUCGGUUCUGCUUCGCCCAGGAGUACAUUGUUGGUCACCAUGGCUGUCCCCGCAGAUACAGGUGCUGUGCUGUUCGUUUUUAGCGAAUGCUGAGAAACACUGCGGGACAACGAAAAACCAACCACUGAAAGAAAUGCAGCUUAGGUAUUAGGGAUGAUUUUUGCACUCACCUCCUUUAAUGACAUAAAGAAUGACUAGUUACUAUCAGAUAUUAACAGUAACGUGUAAAUAUGUGUGUAAGUCUCUGUAUAUGUGAUGAGCUUCUUAAUAACAUUAAAAUUAAACAUUA